GGUCGCGGUUGCUCUGCCGCGCUCGCCAGUCGACCUAGCGACAUGGCCACAGGCGGCAGUGCGAGAGCGGGUGAGCCCUGCCCGUCGUCGCUGUUCCGCCUGCUGAAGCGCACCCCGUCUCUGGGCAGCCCCUCCCAGCAGCCCCCGCAGCCGCCCCCGAGACUGCCGCCGCUCACUGAUGGAGGAGGCGAGCACAGCUGCUCACAAGUCAUGCUCAGCAGGGAACCCGCAGCUGUUUUUCCUGAAGUUCACUUUAUCGACAGCUGCAAAAAAAGACUGCCAGAUCUGCAUGAAGAUGAUGUGAUAGAAGAACAGGCUGUUGGACAUGAUUUCAUUCUGUACCAAGCCCUGUUCCAUGAGGUGAGGAGUAUUGUACCUCAGUGGGAAGUUCCUACAAAUGGAAACAGUAUAUAUUACAUGUUAAUUGGUUUCAAAACUCGGGACCACAGUCUUUCCCAAGUUAUGGAAGACUCCUGGAGAGAAUGGACAUCAGCUCGUUACAUCUACCUUAACCUACCAGAUGAACUUGGACUGACACGGAUCUCUCUCUAUAGACAGAAAAUCCCUUGGUCAAUAAACAUAUUUUCAUAUAUUGUUCUAGUAGAGUGCCAAAAUGUUUCAAGCAAGGAUGAUCAGACAGUACUCUCUGAUUUUGCACAAAGACUAAGAGCUGAGAGAAUUACUGGCUACAUAUCUGUAUAUUGUUGUGAGAGGCACAAAUUGCUUCCGAAUGGGACAGCACAUCAUCCACUGACAAAUGGAAUCACAAAUGGUUUCAGUGAACAUGAACCACCGAUGUGUCACAGGUACACCACAUCAAAACUUUACUGAAAUAAAACUGUGGCAAUGGCAGCAACAACAAAAAAUGCAGUGGACAGAAUCUCAACAAUGACGGUUGCAAAGGAAAUUUGUUGAAAAGUAUUUCCUUAAAUGACCGCAUUUCGAAGACUGCCAGUUCAGAUGGACUUUUAUUUUUUUCCCCACAUGUCAACUAUAUAUGACAAUGUGAAUUUGUUAUCAUGCUUCUUUUACAACUGCAUAUAUAUGUUGCACAGUGCUUUUAGUGAUAAAUGUGUAACUGUUAAACUGGA
Molecule: messenger RNA, 1091 nt
Organism: Schistocerca serialis cubense
Lineage: Eukaryota; Metazoa; Arthropoda; Insecta; Orthoptera; Acrididae
Exons: 7
Coding region: 43-831 (262 amino acids)
Source: RefSeq, a predicted model, not a curated record